This is a messenger RNA of Beauveria bassiana ARSEF 2860, 2025 nucleotides long. Its product is annotated as C-5 cytosine-specific DNA methylase. The record is from RefSeq and is a predicted model, not a curated record. The transcript is spliced from 4 exons. Gene Ontology annotation, molecular function: methyltransferase activity. Bases 1 to 2025 code for a protein of 674 amino acids. NCBI's taxonomy places the organism in Eukaryota, Fungi, Ascomycota, Sordariomycetes, Hypocreales, Cordycipitaceae. Gene Ontology annotation, cellular component: nucleus.
AUGAAUGCUACCUGGGUUGACGAUAGCGAUGAUGACGUUUACGUCCGCUCCCGACACCGACGCCAACGCCAACGACUACGCUCAGCAAGCGUGGCGUCGACUUCAACAAUCCUCCCCUCUACGGCCGACGAAGACGACGACUUCUGUGAAAUCAUUGAAGAAGAUGACGCAGAAGCAGAUGUCUUGUUCGCAUCUGAAGUCAUUGACCUGACAGAGGACGAAUCACAAAGGCUAAUUCUGCCCCAUCGCCCGAAUGAAACAGAGCUUGACUCUAUAGUAGCUCCUUGUGGGCUUACUAUCAAGCCGACAAACUGCAUUCAGAUAAGCGAUACCUACUUGGGAGAGUUGAAGAUCAACUUCUUACAAGUCACGACAAUAAUUCGCGAUUACGAUGGUGCAACGUUCAUUCGAGGCAUACCUUUUACAAGGGUCCGUCACUUGAACGGGAAACUAAGAGACCGACUGAAUGAGGUCUGCAUGGUGCUUCACCAACACAGACAGCCCGGUCAAAAGCCUGAUUCCCCGGUGUUGGUCGACGUCGAACCCCAGCGUGUCAUUCGUUGGCGAACGCUCAUCGUAACGAAUGCACCGUUCCCAGCGCACGCCGUCGACAUCAAUCGAUACGCCCGCUCUCGCUCCCUAGAACAAAAGAGGAUAGCGGCUGAGAAAUCUGCACACAUUGUCUGCCGAUGGAGUAUAACAAUCACCUACUCAAUUACAGCGACAAACAGAAAUAAAGCAGAAGAGGAACUACUAGAGCACCUUCGGAGCGAUGACCUACUCGAUGCGAAAUACCGCGUAUCAGACAAAGAAGUCUCGGAACUGUGGCGAGGGCCGCGACAACGCGGAGGGGGGUGGAAAACGAUGGCAGAAUCGCUCAAAUCUCUAGAUAUACCGAUUUCGAGGUGUCCUAGUCAGACAUACACGCUUUUCGACUCUUUUUCCGGAGCGGGCGGCGUGUCUCGCGGUGCCCAAGACGCCGGAUUCAAAUUAUACGAAUGUGAUACUAAGAAGUACGCAGAUAAGAAGCAGCGAAGACCAGUCGACAUACUCCAUUUAUCUCCUCCAUGUCAGGUUUGGUCACCUGCGCAUACACAUGAUGGACCAAACGAUGUCGCCAACACUGAGGCUCUUUACACCUGUCGGAAUCUAAUCAACCAAUGUCGUCCUCGAAUUAUUACACUGGAGCAGACGUUUGGCAUAACACAUGCCAAGCAUAUCAAUCACUUCUGGGCACUGAUCCGCGACUUUACUGAUCUGGGCUACUCUGAUCGAAAGCGUCUGAUCAUGAUUGCCUCGGCGCCUGGCGAGCAAUCGCCGCCAUUCCCAGCUCCCACGCAUUCCGAGUUUGGCGGAAACGGUACUAAGCCGUUCAACACGGUUGCCAGCACUCUUGCGCGGGUGCGCAUGGGCGACAAUCUCCAUAACCCCGAAGCUGUGCAGACGUUUCAUCCCCCGCGUCCAUCGUGGGAUGCAAAUACUCUUGGCCGCACCAUCACAACCGGUGGCGCCAACUCGUACCACCCUAGUGGGCGUCGUGACUUUACGUUGCGGGAGCUUGCCUGCCUGCAAGGCUUCCCGAAGUCACACAGAUUCGUGGGCACCUUGACCAAAAUUCGGCGGCAGAUCGGAAAUGCGUUUCCGCCAAACACAGUGUAUGUACUGUACAAGCACUUGCAUGAUUGGCUCUUAAAAGAAGACAAUAUCGACAGCUACAUACCCGAAGACAAUACAAUGGUUAUCGACGACGACGAGUCUGAUAUUUCCGGGUCGGAGAGUGUGAUUUUUGGCGAGGCACGAGUUUCCCCAGCUAUGGAUGAUGUCUUUAUGGGUCAGUCCGACGAUGAGGCAGAGCAAAAUUGCUUGAUCUUUCUGCGCAAUCGGUUUUUCUUCUCAAUCAAACUGUGGCUAUUGGUGACCCUCGAGGGCCAAGCGAGGCCGACCGAGGGCCGAUGCACAGUCCGACGCAACGCUACACAAUAUAUUGCAGCAAUCCACAUAUGCAAUCGCGACGCUGUUGACUAA